Molecule: messenger RNA, 1836 nt
Organism: Trematosphaeria pertusa
Lineage: Eukaryota; Fungi; Ascomycota; Dothideomycetes; Pleosporales; Trematosphaeriaceae
Product: cytochrome P450
Exons: 6
Molecular function (GO): iron ion binding; oxidoreductase activity, acting on paired donors, with incorporation or reduction of molecular oxygen; heme binding
Source: RefSeq, a predicted model, not a curated record
GAUGCCAGGUCGCAGCACGACCGCGCUCAGCCAUCUAAAGACGUCCAGUAUGCGAUACACUCUACUCAUCGUGAUUUUGUUGUUGCUGUCUUCCGUUUGGAUUGGUGGGGUUCUUAUUUUGGUUAGAGUCCAGAAAAUGACGUCAUCGAGAACGAAAGCCGACCUCUGCUGUGUCAAGCGAGCGAUACUCCAAAUUUCGAAGUAUAUCCAUCAUACUUGGACAAGAUCAGCACUCUACCCAAACGGCCCUCGACCGCUACCGUUCCUGGGAAACAUCAUUUCACUUUCGAAAAUUGCCAGAGGAGGGGACGCGGAGCUACUCCGAAUCGCAGCAAGAGAUGGAGAUUUGGGGAUGUUUUGGCUCGGUACGAAACCGAUCGCAAUCGUCAAUUCUCCCCAAACCGUAAAGGACCUCUUAGAUCGAAGGGGCUCAAUUUAUUCAUCGCGGCCACUUCAAAAGUUCCGCAUGGAGGCCUGGCCCUGGAGACUUGUCAUUACUCCUGCUGGAGAAUCUUUCCAGUUUCUCAGGAGGAUAUACCAUCAACUACUCAGUCCUCACUAUUCACUGAGGCAGCAAAAGUAUCAGGAUUUCGAGUCCCAGGUCCUGCUUAAGACACUCCUCGAUCAGCCAGAGCAGUUCAUGAGGUCCACGCAAAGCUUCGCGACUAGUGUAAUUCUCAGUGCUUGUUACGGAGUACGGCUGGACCAAAUCCACCAUCCGGUUGUGAAGGAGCUGUACUCUAUAUGGGAUUCUAUGCUGAUAUAUUUCCAACCAGGAUCGCUACUGAUCGAUUUUGUACCUUGGCUCGAAUACCUGCCGAAAUUUCUACAACCCUGGAGGAGGACUUCGUCCCAGUUACGGGCACGCGAGCUAAGGAUCUACGGGUCUCUUUUUUGCGCGCUGAAACGGCGAAUAGAAACUGAAGGUGUCGCCGAUUGUUUCGGUUCCGUACUCCUCAAGAUUCAAGAACAAGAGCGAUUUGACGACGAAAGGGCUUGCGACAUUCUUGCCAUGCUGAUCGGAGCAGGGUCCGACACAACAUCUUCGUAUCUCCAGACCUUCUUUAAAGUAAUGGCAUUGCAUCCAGAAGUUGUAGCUAAAGCUCAGAAGGAAAUCGACCGAGUUGUAGGGCCGGCUCGAUUGCCAGGCUGGACGGAUGAGCCUUCCUUACCGUACCUGCGCGCCAUCAUUAAGGAGGUUCACCGAUGGGCCCCAAUUGGCGGUCUUGGAGUGCCACAUACCGCCACUAAAGACGACAUCUAUAAUGGCCGACUCAUACCGGCGGGGACUGUCGUGUUUCCUAAUCUCCCUGCCCUUAGCCGCAGUCGCAUGCGAUAUGAUGAGCCUGAAAAGUUUACACCAGAGCGCUUCAUUGCAGAUGACCAAGACGCAGCUACCGCGGCGGUAAAUCCCGAUUUUACGAAAAGAGAUCAUUUCCAUUACGGAUUUGGACGGAGACUUUGCCAAGGCAUUCGUAUGGCAGAGUCAAAUUUGUUCAUCACUGUCUCCCGGGUGUUAUGGGGGUUUGAAAUCGAGCUGGAUCCUCAUGCGCCUUCGCUUGAUAUGAAUGCAAAGAUAGCCGGGCUUGUUAACAAGCCAAAACCCUACAUGCUCUCCAUUCAGUGUCGGGGACCUGUUUUCGAAGACACGAUUAGGCGAAAUGUGGACCAUGCCAGCACCGAUGCUGUGCCGCUGAGCUCAAUGACAUUGGAUGUAGACGUAUAUUGAGCAACGCCGGGUUCUGCAUAAUUUGACGCUUGGUUUAUCUUCGAUGUUUGAGGUUAUGCAUGCAGGUGCUGCAGUGCUCGGGUCCAGCUUACCGUAACACAAAGUGC